ACUCCCACUGGAACUCUCUCGUUUUCUUUCUCAUUAUCCUACAUCGUUAUUACCCCUUUUCAUUUUUCCUGGAAAAUUAAUCGCGUUAUUUGGAUUGGGAUGACGGUUAUUUAAAAAACGGUUACGUUAAUUAGACAAAUGCCAAAAUCGUAGCGGAGGCUAGGGUUAGGACUCUCCCGUUUCUUUCAUUUACCCUCGUUAUUUUGUCUAGAAAAAUAAUUUUUAUUCUUUGCCCCUUUCGGUUCAAACUCUAGCGUUUGGGAACUUAUAAUUGAAAAUUUAAUCCAGGAUUCUCAAUCUUACUCCAAAUUUAUUGUUAUUUUAGAGUUAUUUUCCUGAUUGAACUGCUUUAUGAGAGUUUGCUAUUAUCUUGGAUCCUUUAUUUUCAUUUAUUGGAAAUUAUGAGGGUCAUUUGAAGCCAGAAAAUCAGCAAUAUUCAAACCAAUCUUUUAACCAAAGAUGGUGAUAAAGGGAUAGAGCUAACCAAAAUAUAAAAUCCUUAUUUUAAUGGUUUCACGCUUAAAAUUCUGUUCCUUUUGAUCAAACAAUUCCUUCUCUUCCAUUUGUUGAACAUCCCAUUAAAUCCUUGAAGUUACUGAAAACCUUGGUUUAGUUGAGUUGAAUGACUAGCGACAGGGUUAAGAGUUUGUGAUUUGUCUAUGAAUAUAAAUUAAUUUGUUGGGUUAGGGUUUGAAGAAGGUUCCCCCCCCCCCGAUUAUCAUGUGCAGUGUCCAUUAUGGAAAGAAGUGAACCAGAAUUAGUUCCUGAAUGGUUGAGAAGUACUGGCAAUGUUAGCGGGGGUGGCAAUUCAGCCCACCACUCCGCUUCCUCCUCUUCUCUCUCAGAUGUUUCUUCAUCGGUGCAUCGUGGGAGAAGUAGAAUCUCUAGGAAUAUUAGUGAUUUUGAUUCCCCUAGUUUUGCAUUUUUGAAUCGGGCAUCUUCGUUGAAUUCACGGAGGAGUUCUAAUAAUGGUUCUUCAAGGCAUGCUUAUAGUAGUUUUAGUAGGAGUCAUCGUGAUAAGGAUCGAGAAUGGGAUAAGGAGAGGUUAAGCUUUGGUGUUCGUUGGGACAGUGAUUCUUCUGACCCUUUAGAAAGUAUUUUAACGAGUAGUGUUGAGAAAUUAGGAGGUAUCUCGACCUCUAAGGUGGAGACAGAUACAUUUAGGCAGUCUCAUUCUAUGGUCUCUAGGAAACAGGCUGAGACUUUCCCUCAAAGGACUGCAGUGGACUCAAGAGACAGUGGUAAUAGUAACAAUAACAAUGGCAAUGGUCUGGUUUCUGGGGGUGCUAUUGGGAGUAGCAUCCAGAAGGCUGCAUUUCGGAAAGAUUUUCCCUCUCUUGGAACAGAAGAGAUGCAAUCGGUGCCUGAGAUUGCUAGAGUUUCAUCUCCUGGUUUAAGCUCAGUUUCUCAGUGUUUAUCCGUUGGCAAUUCAGCUUUGAUUGAUGCGGAAGGAUGGACCUCAACUUUGGCAGAAUCACCUACUGUGGUUGGAAGUUGUAGCACAGGUUCCUUGCCUGUCCCCCUAGCUGUUUCCACCCCAGUUUCUGGGGCUCCAAGUGUCACAUCUGCUCCUAAUAUGGCAGUAGCACUAGCUCAAGCCCCUUCACGAGCACGUGCUGCUUCCCAGUUAUCUGUCAAUACUCAAAGGCUUGAGGAUCUGGCCAUUAAGCAAUCAAGGCAACUAAUACCAGUGACACCUUCAAUGCCUAAGGGUUCGGUUCUCAAUUCAGUGGAUAAAUCAAAAGCCAAACCAGCAUCAAGAACAAGUGAUGUGAAUAUGGCUGUGAAGAGUGGGCAGCAGCAGCCUUCUUUUAUUCAUAAUGGUAAUCAAUCUCCUCAUAGUACACAUUUCAAGUCUGAUAUGCAGAAGACAUCCGGUAAGCUUUUGGUUCUCAAACCAGGAUGGGAGAAUGGGGGCUCAUCACCUACUAAAAAAGAGACUUCCAUUCCAACAACAACUGCAAACAGCAGAGUUAUUACUAGCCAAAGUGUCAUUUCUCCUAUUUCAUCGGCUGCCGCAAGAAACUCAAGUAACUCAAAGCUUUCUGUCGGGGAGCCCAAGGUAGCUUCCUUGGAUCCAAUAGCUGGGUUCAAUUCGGAAAAGAGGCCUUCUUUGGCUCAAACUCAGAGCCGAAAUGAUUUUUUUAAUCUCCUGAAGAAAAAGACCCCAUCAAACUCUUCUGCUGGUCUCUCAGAUUCAGACACUCAUAUUUCAUGUUCUACCACAGUGGAAUCUGAUGUUACAAAGGAAAUAGUCGGUGCUUCUGUGACAGCUCAUGCUAAUAAGAAAGGUUCUGCAGCAACUAGCAAUGAUGAUGUCUGUCAAGAGCCUCAAAGAUUUUCUAAUGAUGACAAAAAGGAUUUUAGCUCCACUGCUAUGGUUCAUUCAGAUGAAGAAGAGAUUGCAUUCCUUCGGUCUCUUGGCUGGGAAGAAAACUCCACCGAUGAUGAAGGCCUUACAGAGGAGGAGAUCAAUGAUUUUUACCGGGAGUUUUUGCAGUAUAUGAAACUAAGGUCGUCAAUGGAACUCUGCAAUGGCAUUCUGUCAAAGCUGGCUGAAUCUCUCGCGACCAAGUUGAAUGGAGCUUCUUCUGAAUCAAUCCCACCUGACUCCAGAUCAGAAUCUUGAUUACUUUUAUGUCCUUGCACAGUAAAACCCAAAGACAUUCCAAUUUUUUUAAUUGCAGAUGAUUAGGUCCCCGUUCUGUCUCACGUUAUCUCUCUUUUGAUGUCUUCUGUUGGAAAGAAAGUUGAUAAGUUUGGCAGGGAAGGGGUAGAGUUUUGUUUAUUCUUUCGAAGGUUUGUUGGUUAGAGGAUCGUCCUUUUCUUCCAAGAGGCUU
This is a messenger RNA of Hibiscus syriacus, 2840 nucleotides long. Its product is annotated as ankyrin repeat and KH domain-containing protein mask-like. The coding region runs from base 737 to 2629 and encodes 630 amino acids. Lineage: Eukaryota; Viridiplantae; Streptophyta; Magnoliopsida; Malvales; Malvaceae. The record is from RefSeq and is a predicted model, not a curated record. The transcript has 5 exons.